This is a messenger RNA of Rhopalosiphum maidis (corn leaf aphid), 2201 nucleotides long. Its product is annotated as UDP-glucuronosyltransferase 2B2-like. Lineage: Eukaryota; Metazoa; Arthropoda; Insecta; Hemiptera; Aphididae. Gene Ontology annotation, molecular function: UDP-glycosyltransferase activity. The record is from RefSeq and is a predicted model, not a curated record. The transcript has 4 exons. The coding region runs from base 24 to 1547 and encodes 507 amino acids.
CAAUAAGCACGUUGUUUUCUACAAUGAUGUUAUCAGUGUUUUAUAUUCUCACUGGUUUGAUAAUUUUUGGAUCUGUCGAUGCAUUGGAAAUCCUUGCUGUAGAGACUGCUUCCGCCAAGAGUCAUUGGAAUUUUAUGAGCGCAGUUCUCCGAUCUUUGUCGGACAAUGGUCAUAAUGUUACCGUAUUUACACCAUUUCUCGAUGGAAAUCGUGUCAACUAUACAGAAGUCUAUGUAGAAAUCCCAACAAACGUCGGAAUGAAUGCUAUAGAAUCGUUGAAUAUGUUUGGCGAACCAACGGCGAUGAUAUCAGUAAUAAUGAACAUGUCUCGUCAUUUUUGCAAUAUCAUUUAUGAACAAAAGGAUAUGCGAGAACUAUUAAGCAGCGGUAAAUCAAACUAUGAUAUUAUCAUCACAGAAGCGUCGACGUCGGAAUGUUCGUCCUAUGUAGCUUAUAAGCUAGACUUGCCAAUGAUAUAUGCAAUGCCUUCAUCAAUGAUCACCCACAUAGAGCGUACUCUAGUUGGAGACGUGUCAAAUCCAGCAACUGUAUCCCAUCUGAUGGCUAAUCACGCGGUACCUAGAACGUUUGCUCAACGAUUAUCAAAUGUUGUCCUCUUGGGUUUUAGUUUGUUUACACAUGAGCUUAAAGAAAUGGAACUGAAAAAAAUCGACGCACAACCAUAUGAUCUGGUGAAACCUAUAAAACCGUCUUUAAUGUUCAUGAACACCCAUUACAUUACCGAUGCACCAAGACCAACGCCUGCAAGUGUCAUAUCAAUCGGAGGAAUACAUCUGAACACUCCAAGAAGUAUACCAAAUGAUAUACUGGAGUUUAUUGAGAACUCACCACAUGGAGUGAUUUAUUUUACAUUUGGCUCAGUCGUAGCAAUGUCUACAUUACCAGAUCAUAUUCAAAAUGCAUUCAAAGAAGCUUUAGCACAAGUACCUCAGAGGGUAUUAUGGAAAUACGAAGGAGAAAUGAAAGAUAAACCAAAAAAUGUAAUGACAAGUAAAUGGUUUCCUCAGCGUGACAUACUUUUGCAUCCCAAUGUAAAAUUAUUUAUUAGUCACGGAGGUAUAUCUGGUGUAUAUGAAGCUGUAGACGGAGGUGUUCCCGUUCUUGGAUUUCCCCUAUUCUACGAUCAACCUAGAAACAUAGACAAUUUAGUUGAAGCAGGGAUGGGAAUUUCUAUGGACCUGUUAACAGUAGAAAAGGAUGAGCUAUUAAAAAAUAUCUUAGAUCUCACUAAUAAUGAAAAAUACGCGAAAAAUGCUAAAAUCACCUCUGAAAGAUUUAAAGACCGACCGAUGUCACCAGCAGAAUCAGUCGUUUACUGGACGGAAUAUGUAGUUCGUCAUAGAGGUGCACCACAUUUAAAAUCUCACGCGUUGAAUUUGACGUGGUAUCAAUACUUUUUAUUGGAUAUUGUUGUUGUUUUGUUAAUUUUUCUUUCUUUAGUCAUUUUUGUUACUUAUAAAGUUUUUAAAAUUAUUUAUUUCUACUUUUUAAAAUAUCUACAAAAUAUCAAACCAAAGUUAGAAUAAUGUGAGCACUAUCAUCUUAUUAAAUUAUUUAAAUAUAUUACAUAAUAAAAUAAAUUUUUCACGUUGAUAGCUAUUAAAUUUAGAAUUAAAUAAAUAUGUAAUUUUAAAUGUAUUCAUCAACAUAAAAUAAUCACAUUUUUUGAAAAUUAUAUUAUUUAUGUUUUUAUAUCCUAAAUAUAUUAAACCCAAAAAAAAAAUUUGAGUUUCCAAUCCAAAGUUCUGAGGAGUAGUGAUGAUAUUAUCUAAUGCCUUACAAUUUUGUUCAUAAUGUCGCACUCCUUGAAGACUAACUUCCAGUAAAUGAGUAUUUAUGUAAAAAAAUUAGCUAUCAACCUCUUCAAUUACGUAAUUUUUGCUAGCAGUGUGAAUUACUUGACACUUAGUGACCCAUCACCUCUUCUGUACUUUAGUAUUGACGAUUUCACGAUCUUGUAUUUUUUUUUUUGAUCCUGUUAAUUGUAAAUAUUUAAAUUUAAAUGUAUUUUAUUAUUAUUUAAUACUUAUAUUAUAGUUAGCACAUAGAACAUUGUUAAUAACUGUAAAAUUAUCAUCCUAAUUGGCUUGUGACACUAUUAUUGUUAUCAAUUUUUGUAAGUCAAAAAUAUAUAAUUCUUUUAACAAUAAGUUUAGAUGUCAAUUAUAUGUUACUGAUGU